AUCUGCAAGCUAGGGCGCCGACGACGAUGCUGAUGAGCAAGCUCGGUGGACUGGCUAUGGAGGUGGCGCUCGCCGCGCCGCUCGUGCUCUUCCUCCCGGCCUACUACGUUUACAAGCUCACCACCUCCCUCCUCAGCUCUGUCUUCCCCGAGGACGUCUCCGGCAAGGUCGUCCUCAUCACCGGCGCCUCCUCCGGGAUAGGCGAGCACCUGGCUUAUGAGUAUGCGAAGAGAGGGGCCUACCUCGCGCUGGUGGCGAGAAGGGAGGCGAGCCUAGGGGAGGUCGCCGACAACGCAUCGGCGCUCGGAGCGCCGGGCGUCCUCGUCUUGCCGGCAGAUGUCUCCAAGCCUGAUGACUGCCAAAAGUUCGUCAACGACACAGUUGCCUACUUUGGAAGAUUGGACCACCUGGUGAACAACGCGUCGAUUUGGCAGGUCUGCAGGUUCGAAGAGGUGGAGGACGUAAACAACUUCAGAACACUGAUGGACAUCAACUUCUGGGGCCAUGUGUACCCAACUCGCCAUGCCAUUCCUCACUUGAAGAGGACCCAUGGCCGGAUCGUCGGUGUCACCUCCAACUCCUCCUACAUAUUCAUUGGAAGGAACAGCUUCUACAAUGCUAGCAAAGCAGCAGUGCUGAAUUUCUACGACACGCUCCGAAUGGAGCUUGGCGGGGAUGUCCACAUAACAGAGAUUAUCCCCGGGGUGGUCGAAUCAGAGAUCACAAAGGGGAAAAUGCUCACCAAGGAGGGAAAGAUGAAAGUUGACCAAGACCAAAGAGAUGCAGUCCUCGGGCCAACACCAGCGGAACCGGUAGCCCUUUUCGCCAAGAGAGUGGUGAGGGAUGUGUGCCGGGGAGCAAGGUACGUGUUCGAGCCGAGGUGGUACCUGGCAGUGUACAUGUUCAGGGUCUUCUUCCCGGAUAUCCUGGCCUGGAACUCCCGGCUCCUGACCGUGGAUUCUGUUGGCCCUGCGACGACCGACACACUGGGCAAAACGAUCCUCGACAUGCCAGGUGUGCGCUGGUUCACCCAGCCGGCGUCACUGCAGACACCAGAGACACCAGAGAUCAGGGCCGGGUGA
Messenger RNA from Lolium perenne, 1082 nucleotides. Its product is annotated as 11-beta-hydroxysteroid dehydrogenase 1A-like. Gene Ontology annotation, cellular component: cytosol. The record is from RefSeq and is a predicted model, not a curated record. NCBI's taxonomy places the organism in Eukaryota, Viridiplantae, Streptophyta, Magnoliopsida, Poales, Poaceae. Gene Ontology annotation, molecular function: oxidoreductase activity.